UUGGCAGGGAUCCGAGCUCACUCGCUUCCCCCUAAUUCCACCCCUUACAAUUUCUGUCAUGGUUCAUUUUUAGUGAUUCCAGACUUAUCCAUGACUGCAAAAAGUCAACAGAAGCCGAAUUCUUUGUUCAUGGUUUUAAGCUGUGUUAAGAUGAAUGGAUAUGCCUGCAAAGAGAACUUCACUGCUGAUGAUUUCUUUUUCGCGGGAUUGUCCAAGCCAGGACUCACCAACAACACAUUUGGUUCAUUGGUGACCGGAGCCAAUGUGCAGAAGAUCCCCGGACUAAACACACUCGGGGUCUCAUUUUCACGCAUAGACUAUGCCCCUGGUGGCCUCAACCCUCCUCACACGCACCCUCGUGCCACAGAAAUUGCGUUUGUGCUUGAUGGAGAGCUUGAGGUUGGAUUCAUUACGACAACAGGUACCCUGUACUCCAAGACCGUCAAGAAAGGUGAAAUCUUCGUGUUCCCUAAGGGACUUGUCCACUUCCAGAAGAACAAUGGCAAGGUACCUGCUGCAGUCAUUGUCGCGUUUAAUAGUCAGUUGCCUGGCACUCAAUCCAUUGGCGCCACAUUGUUUGCCGCGGUGCCCCCAGUGCCAGAUUAUGUGCUGUCACAAGCAUUCCAAAUUGGCACCAAAGAUGUUCAGAAAAUUAAGUCAAGAUUUGCACCAAAGUGAUGUUAAUGUAACAUUGCAUCUGCAGGUUUCUGUUGAUUGUAUUUCGGAAAAAUUUGUGAGGUCAGUUGUUACAGUAGAUGAGGUUUACUUUAGUCCUUUGCGCGUUGAGAAUCUUAAACUUGUUUGUAAUGCUGUACUGAUAUUUAAAAUUUUCUUCUCUGAGUACUUCUAAUAAAAUGGGAGGUUAAUGUUCUUGGUGAUAUUUAACAAAUUUUUUUUACUGAUUUAUUUAAAA
This is a messenger RNA of Daucus carota subsp. sativus, 913 nucleotides long. Its product is annotated as germin-like protein 5-1. The record is from RefSeq and is a predicted model, not a curated record. Gene Ontology annotation, biological process: plasmodesmata-mediated intercellular transport; regulation of root development. The coding region runs from base 91 to 678 and encodes 195 amino acids. Lineage: Eukaryota; Viridiplantae; Streptophyta; Magnoliopsida; Apiales; Apiaceae. Gene Ontology annotation, molecular function: manganese ion binding. Gene Ontology annotation, cellular component: cell wall; plasmodesma. The transcript is spliced from 2 exons.